AUGUCGUCGACCACCACCGCCACUUCCGCCUCCUGGUCGGUGUCCAAGCCAGAGCAGAGCAGCAUCGCACCUGCAUUCUAUCAAACGAGCCCACCUCCUCACUGGUCCAACGUGCCCAAGCCUUCAGCCAGCACGACCACACUCGACGUUUCCAAGCGCAAGUUCAAGUCUCCCUGGCCAUCCGCGUCCCCGCACGGCAUCCUAGGCUUCCUGCGCGCCCGCCUCUUCGACUGGGACGAGGUGCCUCUCCCCCCCAAGAUCUCUUCUGGCGGGGCCACCCUCCCUCCCGUUCACAAGCCCACCUGGGUCGACCCCUCCUCAUCCUUCGGCGACAACAUCACGUUCACCUGGCUAGGUCACGCGAUCUGUCAUCUUCAAAUCCCCAUCUCCUCGUCGCGCACCAUCACCAUCCUCUGCGAUCCGGUGCUCAGCCGUCGCGUUUCGCCAGUCCAGUGGUUUGGGCCCGAACGGUACACCGAUGCGCCCGUCACAGUUGACGAGAUCGCCGCUGCCUCCGCAUCGGGUGCCAACGCAUGGCCAGAUCUGUUGGUGCUCUCGCACAACCACUACGAUCAUACCGACUACAACACCAUUCAUUCGCUGCUCCACCCGACUUCAUCUGGCGUCAAGCGUCCGCACGUGUUCUGCACGCUUGGCACCAAACGCUGGUUUCAGGACAACUUUGGGCUGCGGGAGGACGAGGUUAGCGAGUGCGACUGGUGGCAGUCGUCCACCGUCUCGCUGGGCGGGGAGGACGUGUUGAACGUCACCUGUGUUCCAGCGCAGCACUUCAGCGGACGGGGUGCGACGGAUCGCGAUCGCACGCUGUGGGGCGGCUGGACGUUCCACGCCCCCGGCAGUGGGGCUCGCGUCUACUUUGCCGGCGAUACGGGAUACCGUUCUGUCCCCCGGGGCAUGCCACGCGAGCAAGAGGACACAUUGACGACCUGCCCGGCGUUCAGAGAGAUCGGCGAGACGCUGGGGCCAUUUGACGUGAGUCUGAUCCCCAUCGGAGCGUAUUUGCCUCGGAACGUCAUGUCGACCAUCCAUUUGGCGCCGCAGGACUCGGUGCGCGUGCAUCAGGACGUGAAGAGCCGCAAAAGCUACGGGAUUCACUGGGGCGCUUACCGUCUGACGCCAGAGGACGUGAACGAGCCACCGCGGCUGCUGGCGGAGGAGGCGAAGAAGUUGGGUCUCGACGAGGGAGAGUUCGACGUGGUGCAGAUCGGGCAGAGUGUUGCUGUUCCCAUUGCCUCUCCUGCAAGUAGCCACAAGGUCGACGUGGGCACCGAGACACAGGACCCAACCGUCACGUCGGAGGAAGCGUUACCCGAAUCCAAACUGGGUACGAAAUCCCACUGGGAUGCUGUGUACGCCCGCGAAGUAACGAACUUCCACGACAUCGGCGAGGAGGGCGAGGUGUGGUUCGGCGAAGACACGGUGAUGCGGAUGAUCCGCUUCCUCGAGACUUACUACACCGACAACCCGUGCUCUGCACCCACGGUUCUCGACCUGGGCACGGGCAAUGGGCAUUUGCUGUUUGAGAUGCUCGAGUCGUCCGCCGACCUGGAAGACGUUCUGACAGCCAGUCGGUUGGUCGGGGUGGAUUACUCGGAUGCAUCUAUUGAGCUUGCCCGUUCUAUCGCUACAAAACGCGGGGGAACGUGCGAAGAGGUGCGAUUCCAAACCGCCGACCUGCUGGAUUCCUCCUCUGUGGAAUCCCUCGUCACGCUGCCCAAGAGCCAGCUCGGCGCAGAGGAAGCCUGGGACUUGGUAUGCGACAAAGGCACCAUGGACGCCAUCGCCCUCUCCUCCCAACCCAUCAACAACCGUCUGCCCAUCGACCUGUACACCGAUGCCGUCGCCAAACUCGUCAAGAAGAACGGCCUGUUCUUGAUCACCAGCUGCAACUUUACCGAACAAGAGCUCAAGUCGAGGUUCACAACGAGCGGGUUCGAGGUGGAACAGGUGCUGCCUAGUCCGAGCUUCACUUUUGGCGGCGCAAAGGGGUCCACGACCAGCAGUGUCGCUUUCAGGAAGCUUUAG
Molecule: messenger RNA, 2046 nt
Organism: Kalmanozyma brasiliensis GHG001
Lineage: Eukaryota; Fungi; Basidiomycota; Ustilaginomycetes; Ustilaginales
Product: Methyltransferase domain protein
Exons: 1
Coding region: 1-2046 (681 amino acids)
Biological process (GO): N-acylphosphatidylethanolamine metabolic process; N-acylethanolamine metabolic process
Cellular component (GO): membrane-bounded organelle; cytoplasm
Molecular function (GO): N-acylphosphatidylethanolamine-specific phospholipase D activity; methyltransferase activity
Source: RefSeq, a predicted model, not a curated record